Molecule: messenger RNA, 282 nt
Organism: Cyphellophora europaea CBS 101466
Lineage: Eukaryota; Fungi; Ascomycota; Eurotiomycetes; Chaetothyriales; Cyphellophoraceae
Exons: 3
Coding region: 1-282 (93 amino acids)
Source: RefSeq, a predicted model, not a curated record
AUGAAGCUCUUGCACCUCCUCGCCGUCCUGCCCCUCGCCGGCGUCCUUGCGGCUCCCACGCCGCAGGGCACUUACGCUGACUAUGGCGACUACAAUCUGCCCAGCUACGCCUCGUACGGCAGCUACGAAGGCACCCCGCCCCCUCCCAGCGAGAACCCAUACGGAUCGUACGGCGACUACGGCAGCUACAAGCGCGAAGCCGCCCCGGAACCCGUCGCUGAGCCGGCGCCCGAGCCUGCUCCAGAGGCUGCUCCCGAGCCAGCUCCCGGCUACGGGGCCUAG